Rhodamnia argentea is the source of this 1424-nucleotide messenger RNA. RefSeq lists its product as uncharacterized. The record is from RefSeq and is a predicted model, not a curated record. NCBI's taxonomy places the organism in Eukaryota, Viridiplantae, Streptophyta, Magnoliopsida, Myrtales, Myrtaceae. Bases 834 to 1199 code for a protein of 121 amino acids. The transcript is spliced from 3 exons.
AAGAGGGUUUCCUUGUUGGGAGUUAAAAGGGAACGAUGGCAAAAGUACUGACAUUUUCCCAUUCACCAUGUUAUUUUUCAUUCUAUCCUGAAGGGAAAGCUGGAAGAGUUAGAAAAUCUUCCACUCCCCUUUUCAUUUCAUUCAUGGAAUUUGGAUGGUUGAGGAUUAGUGAGAUGGGGAGUUUGUUCACUCCUCAAAAUAUGCACUUCCAUUUUCUCUCUCUGUCAAACGGCAUUCCUCCCGAAAAUCCUCUCUGGACUUACAACUGGUUGGAGAGAAUAACGUAUACUUUCUUGACCUGGGCGAGUCAUGUUUUGUUGUGAUUUGACUUACACCGUUGCGUGUCUUCUACAACGCUCGGAGAUGGUAGUGCCACAGCCUGAUCCUUUUUCAAGCUAAUCGGAAAUAAUGCUUCUCGCUAUUCAGAUUUGCUUGUAGAUCAGGCUGUGCAGUGUUUAUGAGAUGCGAAUACUUGUGUGGCAAUAUCUACGAAAAUGCACGACUACAUGGCCUAGGAGCAAAGCAAGAGAUGCUUCGUAUGUAGGUUGUGGUUUGGCAGAAUGAUGCUUCUCGCGGGUUCAAGUCACGACCCCACAAGAAAGAAGCUUGGAAUUUGCCCUGAGGACAGCUUUGUCCACUGAGAACAAGAAACCAACUUCCUCUUUCUUUGGCUGCAAGAAUCAGAUCCCAACAUGAAGGGAAGAAAAAGGAAUUUCCCAAAAGCGGAACUUUGGAACCAUUCUUGCUUGACCCUUCAUAUCCUCCAUCUCCCAAGUCCUCUUCCAUAAGCUCUUUUAACUCCUUAAUCAGACUUCAUUAUCGACUUGCAAAUCAUGUGUAGGAUGAACCACGGCAGGUCCAUGCCCCUAAAGGUUUGCUGCAUGACUAUGAGGAUGAGCAUAGAUUGUAAUGCUUGUUGCAGGAAACUUAGGAGAAUCAUCUUGAACAUGAAAGAAAUCGAGACGCACUUGAUCGAGAAACCGCACAGCCGAGUUUCCGUGUGUGGGAGGCUCAGGCCGUCCGAUGUGGCUAUCAAGCUGAGGAAGAAGAUGAACCGACGAGUCGAAAUAUUGGAGAUUGAAGAGCUCGAUAGCGGCGACGAACACGUCGAGCAAAAUCCUCCGGUGACCCAACAUAACGAGCUAAGGACACCGAUGAAUGGGCAUCAAGUGCACCCAUCGAACGUCCAUACCCAAUAAACACCCGAUUAAAUAAUCAAAAGGAUGAUAGCUUUGGCAGCUGAAUGGGCUUCAAGAAGUUGAUCGAUAUGAUCGCGUAAACUGUUAAAAUUGCUACAUCGCCAUUUGUCAAUCGGAGGCACAGGGCUUCAAAAGGGACGUUGUAGAAAUGAAUUUCAAGGUUUAUAAUAAGUAGAGAUGCGUAUAUAUAAAUUGGAGUAAUUUCGAUUAUGGCUUUCGAAUGGA